Serinus canaria (Common canary) is the source of this 5948-nucleotide messenger RNA. RefSeq lists its product as uncharacterized. The coding region runs from base 949 to 1923 and encodes 324 amino acids. The record is from RefSeq and is a predicted model, not a curated record. NCBI's taxonomy places the organism in Eukaryota, Metazoa, Chordata, Aves, Passeriformes, Fringillidae. The transcript has 2 exons.
GAAAAAAAAAGGAGAAAAAAAAAAAAAGGAGAAAAACCAAAGGAAGCGGUGACUUUCAUUCCCAGCAUGAAGUCCCCCCACGCUAUAUGAACACCUGGAAAAUAUUCCAGAGGCACAAAGUGAAGUGUUUUAACACUUUGCAGCCAGCAGAGCUUGGGGCUCGUGACAGCAGUCAGGGGAUGCCCCCUCUUCCAGGAAAAGCCCGGGACCCACGAGCCUUGCUGGGACAAGGAGUGGCUGGAUGACGAACUGCCCGAUUUCCUGGUGUCUUGUCCGAGAAACGGUCCCGGGGGGAGGCCACACCCUGGGGAACGUGACAGGGAACGCGCCAGGACCGCGCCGGGACCCGUCCGACAGCCCCGACCUGCCCGGCGAGUGCAGCUCUGGCACUGCUGCAGUUCCCCAUUUCUAACCUCGGGCUGAAAGGGCAAACCUCAGAGCCAGGCAGGGCCGGCAGGCACGAGCCCUUCCACCCUCCCCUCCGGAGCCCAGGCAGCUCAGGAGCAGCCAGAACACUUCCAGAAGGAAAAGGGACCUUUUCCACCCAGUGCCUCAGGGAUGAUAAUUAAACAAUGGCUGAAAGGCUCUGAAACCUCCCCAGGUUUGGGUGCAGGGGGUGAGAAUUUGUCACAUGCUGACUUCACCAGGUACAAAGUGUUUUUAGGGUCACGCAUGACGUCCCCUGCUCGUGUCACCUGAGCAGGCAGGACGUGUCCUCUGCCUUCCACUCCUUGCCCCGGGCCAGCCCUAGGUUGGAAUUGCAGCCGCGGCACUGGGAACAACCUCGUGCAAACCUGGGGGGUGUUCCCUGCACCUCACCUUGCUGCUGCCUGGGAAACACCCCCAUUCCCAUUAAAUUCACCCCCUUAUCCACCACAGGGUUGUAAGGAGCAGCAUGAUGUGCCCAGAGACUUCCAGCACCAAAGGAGCCAGGAUAACGAUAGAAGGAUGUUCCUGCUUCUCACAAAGUGCUCCAAAUUUAAGGCACUGCUCUGGGAGGCAGGGAGGAGAUGGGAGAUGGGAAGUCCAGCACUGAACAGGCUCCCCAGGGAAUGGUCACAGCCCCAAGGCUGCCAGAGUUCAAGGAAUAUGUGGACAAUGCUCUCAGGCACAGGGGGGGAUUGUUGGGGCUGUGCAGGGCAAGGAGUUUGGACUUGGAUUAUCCUUGUGGGGCGCUUCCAGCUCAGGAUAUUCCACAGCACUCUGCACUUCUUCCAGCUCCUCUGGAUCUGCCUGCUGCUACCAAGGUUCCUCCAGCUUUCUGGAUAUCCUGAUCCCUCCCUUUCAUUGAAAAGAUGCCCUUUCAUCCCAAAAAGCAGCCUCUUUGCAUCACAAGGGAUCAGCCUGGGUGGGGGAGGUCUGAAGAUGCGCAUUCUGGAUUCUGGAUGUCAGCUUAUCCCACUUUGUUGCAGGUCAGGAAUGCCAGGGCACUUGGGAAAAGUGGAGCAGGUGGAGAUGGUGUGGAAAAAGCAGGAUCAUAGCAGCCUGACCCCGGUUUUGUGGGAAAACCAACCCUGGGAGCAGCGAGGAAGCUCUGCAGGAGUUAUUUGGGAGCCAAAGAGGAUGGAUAAGGAUCCAGCAGCCAGCAUUCCAUCACCAACACUGCUCCUGGCCCCUCUUCCCACAGCCAAGCCCGAGUGGAUGGAGCAGAAUCCACAAGCAGGGACAUGCAGCCCCUGGGAACCAGCGAGCUCAUCUUGCUUCACCCCCUGGGCUGGGCUGCCUUGGGAUUGGGAUUGGGCUUCUCUGGGGCAUUACUGCAUCGACUUGGGUUGCAACACCCCAAGGUUGUCCAUGGGAGCAUCUCCAAGCUUUGGUCCCUCUAAAACAGGGAUAACAGUCAAGAUGCCACCCUCCAAUUUCCUUCCCUCGCCAAACCUCCUCUUACCCCUUUUUUUCCUUCAGCAGCAACUCCUUCCCUAACCUUAAAAACCCUCUGCCUCAUCCAAUUUUCACAUUUCUUCCCCAAAUCAUCCUCAAGUGCCCAAGAAGGAAAACCAAUGGGUAUGUCAUAGAGAGGAGAAAGCCACAGUUGGAUUUAUGUGUGGAGAAACCACACUUCCAGCCAAUCCAAGUGCUGGCUUGAAAGAGAGAAGAGAGAGUUAAUGUGUUUAUUAUACUGUAGGAUACAUAAUUAUUUAGGUCUCCAUCUUAAAAAGUUAUUAAACAUGUGAUAAAUCCUCCAAAUAGCCAGGGGGAUAAAAAGAAACAGGACCACGUAUGAUACCAGCAGCACCUCAUCCCCCUUCCUUAAAGUUCAGGAUCCAACAGGAACUGCAGCCUUAAGGGAUAUUAAAAAAAAAAAAAAACCCACAACAAACUAAAAAACAAAUAAAACAACCCCAUACAACCAAAAAACACUACACAAAACAAAGCAGUGUUUUGGCACGACAGUUUUGGAGGAACCACAAGGGAACAGGAAUAGCUUCCAAUCUUCCAAACAUUCAAAGGAUUAGUAGGGCAGUUAGGAAGAAAAAAAAAAAAAAAAGAGAGAGAGAAAAGAAAAAAAAAUAAAAAAAUUAAAUAAAAGCCUGGCUCCAACCUGAUUGGAAAAUGCAUUUCCGAGCCAAGGCAGCGCCGCUUGGCCGGAGGAUGUGUUUUGUUUUCACGCUGUAGUAGCAGCGCCCGCCGCCCGCCCCGAGCGCUUCUCCUCCCGCCGCCGAUCGCGCCACGCGCGGCGCUCGCGAUCCUCCCGGAGCCAAGCGGGAUCGGCCGGGGCGGAGCCGCCUUCCCAAAUCCCACCGCCGCCCUCAGCAGGGCCGGCCCAGCCGGGCAAACAAACACACGCGGCCAGCCGGGGCAGGAAGAGGCGAGGAGCGCCGGGGACGUGAGGAGAACCACGCGAGGGAGCCGCGCUGCUGCUGCCCCGUCCUGUCCCCGCUGUGCCAUCCUCCCUCCCGCCCCGGCAUCGCGCCCGCGGCGCUCCGCCGCCCCAGGGACUCGGGCUGGGCUCGGUGGCUGAGAGCGAAAUCGGGCUGAGGUUUUCAGAAAGGACUUUCUGCGGCGCUGCCGAGCGGCGGCGGCGAAAGGGGCCAGUCAUAACUGGUCCCCAAACCAGUCACAGGCGCUUUCGGGGGCGGGGGGACACAGUCAUAGCGCGAGCCAGCGCCCGCCACCCGGGGUGACACGGCUGCCCCGGGCACCGGGACAACCCCGGGGCACCGGCACCGCCGGGAAGCCACGCCUGGCUCCGGCCCGCGGGAUGCUCCAGGAUGGAAUUGCUGCGGUUCCGGCUCGGAAGGGCAAAGAAACCAACCCCAAAUUGCAACGUCAGCUCCUGGGUUAGGUAUCCAACCCUCCACUGAAGGAAAUCUUGGAGAGCCGGGAGAAAACAGCAGCGAUUCCAAAACAAGAGCAUCAGGACAUCACCAGCAGAUUCCCAGCUCAAGGUUUUCCUCUUAAAUCCGACUAUUUGGAAUCUCCUUUGAGAGCGACAGGUUUAUACUGUUCCUCUCCUCAUGGGAAUACACACUGGGAUCGAACCGGCACUGGGAAAAGCCAUUUCCAGAGCACCUGCUCCAGCCACAUUCCCAAAAUCCACAUGCAAACAAACACGUGCCUUCAGACCAAAAAUCCAGUGGAAGGAAAGGAAGGAGAAGCACAAAAUACCACGCACAGAGUCACCCAACCCCUCCAGAAAGAGCGAGUUUGUCUUGGGUGACUUACACUCCCAGCUGGGAAUUCCCCAUCCCUGCCAACCUCUUCCCCCAGAACAAACAAAUCAUCUCACCCUUGCUCCUCUCCUUCCCACCCCCAAAAGCAUCAUCCUGGAUAUGCCAGGCUGGCACUGAACCCUUGUUCCCUUCCAUCCCAGAGUAUCCCCUUGCUGCUUUUGUCUCAUUUCCCAAAAGAAACAGCUUUGGAGGCAGCUGGAUGCGUUCCCCAAACUGUCAGAAAGGCAGCACAGCCCAAAGCAUCACUUCCCAAAACCUCCACACCAGCAGCUCUUCCUGACACAACCCAGGGCACUCCCAAGGGCUGCCUCCACCUUUACUUGCCCUCAUCAAAACCUUUGGGGAAGGUUUUGCAAGAUUUAGAGAGGGACUUUUGAGGCAGAGCAUGAGCUUGCCAUGCUGGAGCAGCCUUGGAGCAGUUCCCCACUGCCCAUGGGAGAGGCCGGGAGCAUCCGUCGCUUCUGCUCGCAGGAAACGCCUGUUUAUUUUAAUAAAAAUAAUAAUCAUUAUUAUUAUUAUUGCUUAUGCUUCCGAGAGAAACUCCCCACCUUGCAGCCUCUGCUUGCAACAGAUAAAAUCAGUGGGUAAAAGCACAACAAAAAUAUCUCCUUUGCUUCCUUCCCGAGGGACUGACCCACUUCCAUGUGGAAAACUCCACGGCACACAUCCAGCUGGACACUGCCAAGGCACAGGGAUUGAGGAGGAGGUGUGCAGGGCAAAGGCAUGGAUAUUUCCCAAGGAGAGAUGCAUGGGAAGUCACAGCCUGGGAGCUGCAGGCCUGGAUGGGGAUAAAACAGCUCUGUAGCUCCAUGUUCCCAGCUUAAUCCGUUCAGGAGUAUCCAGGAGUCCCAGUUAAACAGUACUGAGGAUUUUCCAUUUGCUUAUAGUUGUUUAGGAUGAUGCCCCUAGCAACACUCACAGAGCAAAGGCUCCAAUAAAACAGCUGAUGAGAGCACAGGAAUUUGGGGGAAAAAAAAAAGAAAAUAAAUCAGGGAAAACUUCAAUUUCUUCCCAGAUAAAAGAAACCGAAUCCUCGGCUCUCCCUGUGAGGAAUUCCGGGAGCAUCCCUGCCUGGCCGUGCCAGGGCGAGGUUGUGAAACACGAAUUAAGCUGUAAUUACUGCAAUAAUGUCACAAAAUCUAUCCUAAGGGCACGUUACAGCCAGGCCUCCGCAGCCAGAGCCAGGAGGGAGCAAAAACACCACCAACCAAAAAAGAUGGUGUUUGGAUCCCAAAAAAGCCCGGAGCUGGUGUUUGUUAUCCCCGUGCCUCGCUCCCACCGUGCCCUGGUGGAAGUUCAAAGGUUUCCUCCAAUUCAUCAGGGAAUUCAUCAGGAGAGAGGAAUGCUGGACACUCAUACAAGCUCCCGCGGGCAGGUUUUCCCUGCGGGAGAGGCUUCACCUGGCAAAGCCACUGGUAAACACGCCCCCACCCGCCUCCGGGCCGCUUCCCAGCGGGAUUUCGGGAUGCAUGACCCCAGCACCUCCGCCACCGACCGACGAGAGAGCCGGCAGCGCCGCACGAGCCAGGAGCCACUUGCUUGGCAAAACAUCCUGGGACGAGCGAGCCCUGAGCAGAAAACUGGACUCAACAACUCUGUCCCCUCCUCCCCUGGCAGCAACUGACCGAGCCCGGAAAAGAAUAAACAUCAUAGUAAUAAAAACCCCGGCGCUGGACGCGCGGGAGUUCCCCGGCGCUGUGUUUGCCCGCGGCCCCGGCCAGCUUCCACAAAUCCCAGAGCGCAGGGAGAGCCUCCAGCCCGCGGCACGGCGGCUCCCAAAAUCCACAGGGUGGGUGGGAUGCGGGAGGUGCUGCUGCAGGUGCCUCGCGUGGCUGGGAUGGUUUUCCAUCCUUCCAAAGGAUGGAAAAGAGCAGGGCCCCUCACGCACCCCUCAACAACCCGCUGGCACCGUGCGCUCACAGCUUCACACACCCCGCCUUUCCACUGGCACCUGUGCACAAACCCCGGCACUUCACACACGCCACGAGAAUCCCUGUUUUCCGCGGUUCUUAAGGAAAGCCAAGCCAGGCGAGGAGGGGAAGGCGAGGAAAGCCAAGCCAGGUGAAGGGUCGGAGAACCGCUCCUGCACUUCCAGCCUACCCUGACCGGUGCAUUCACCCCCCACACAUCUCCCCGGGCACUUCACUUUCACACCUUCGCACGCCCCCACAGCAACUCGGCUCUGAGGAAAGCCACGCCAGGUGAGCAGGGGGAGCGAGGGCAGCCGAGCCCGGCGGGGAGGGGAGGCGAGCAGCAGCAGCAGGAGGAGGAUGG